UGUGUGUUGUGGUUGACAAUGGCGGUUAAUUCGGGCAAAUCCCCCAGAAUCCGGCUCGUCGGUAGUCGGAUUUAUGAUUCCGUCAACGGAAAGACUUGCCAUCAGUGUCGCCAAAAAACAAGGGAUUUCAGUGCAGCAUGCAAGAACCACAAGAUUAUCAAGCCGUGUACCAUUAUGUAUUGUCAUAAAUGCCUCUUGAACAGGUAUGGCGAAAAGGCGGAAGAAGUAGAUGGUUUAGGAGAGUGGAGCUGUCCCAAGUGUAGAGGCAUUUGCAACGGCAGUGUUUGCAUGAAGAAAAGAGGUCAUCAACCCACUGGUAUACUUAUUAACAUGGCAAAGGCAACUGGCUUUUCAUCUGUUUCUGAGAUGUUGCAACAUUUUCAAGCUUCUUUGCCAAAUAAGCGGGGGAAGGAAAAUUCCGUUACUGCCAACAAGUCCAAGAAAGUUUAUAAAAGAAAAUUGGAGAAGGAAGCUAUUGCAGAAAUGCACAACUGUAAUAAGAAGAAGCGUGGAGCUGAAGGUACUGAUAUAGACAAGUCAAACAAAAUGAAGAGAGGUGGGAUCAUAUGAGCUGGAAAUUAAGAAAGAUGCUGAUAAAAUGUGUGUACUCAAAAAAUCAAGGAAGGAGUUGGAGAAGUAUGAUGGUAAGAAGGGUUAUGCCUCUUCAAAAAGUCCUAGAAAAUUAGUAUCUGAACAAGAAGCAAAACUCAAAGUCGGACGCAAUCCAGAUGUUGUAAAGCGUUUAGAAGAUGAUAACACAAUGCGAGAUGAAAUUGAGUCUGCCAUAACGCUAGUUUCCUUGACAUACCAAUGCCUCUGGGGAUAGAAUUGAAAAAUGUAGCUGGACUUGAUGUAUCAGCGGAAGAUGUUGGGAAUGCAUUGCAGUUUUUAGAAUUUUGUGCUGCUUUUGGAAAGGCAACUGAUUUUACUUGCAACCCCCUACUUUUGAUACUCAUUUUUUCGAUCUAAAUGGGACCUUACAUUUGUAUAUAUAGCUUAUUUUGAUGUCCUAACCUUUAACUGGACUGGGAGCACAUUUAUGUUAUCUACACAUGCUUAUUUCUUAUUGUCAAA
This is a messenger RNA of Salvia splendens (bonfire salvia), 1074 nucleotides long. RefSeq names its product cell division cycle-associated 7-like protein. Gene Ontology annotation, biological process: regulation of DNA-templated transcription. The coding region runs from base 19 to 570 and encodes 183 amino acids. Lineage: Eukaryota; Viridiplantae; Streptophyta; Magnoliopsida; Lamiales; Lamiaceae. Gene Ontology annotation, cellular component: nucleus. The record is from RefSeq and is a predicted model, not a curated record. The transcript is spliced from 5 exons.